Molecule: messenger RNA, 1812 nt
Organism: Komagataella phaffii GS115
Lineage: Eukaryota; Fungi; Ascomycota; Pichiomycetes; Pichiales; Pichiaceae
Product: Isozyme of methylenetetrahydrofolate reductase
Exons: 2
Coding region: 1-1812 (603 amino acids)
Biological process (GO): tetrahydrofolate interconversion
Cellular component (GO): cytosol
Molecular function (GO): methylenetetrahydrofolate reductase [NAD(P)H] activity; FAD binding
Source: RefSeq, a predicted model, not a curated record
AUGAAGAUCACUGAGAAAUUGUCUAGUGCGCAUCGAAGAGAGGAUGCGCCGCCCACAUUCUCUUUCGAAUUCUUCACCCCAAAGACUGCACAAGGAGUCCAGAACUUGUAUGAUAGAAUGGAUAGAAUGUACAACUUAAGUCCGCAGUUCAUAGACAUCACUUGGAAUGCUGGAGGGCGUUCGUCUAACCUCACUUGCGAAAUGAUCAACACUGCGCAAACAGUAUUGGGGUUGGAAACCUGUAUGCAUUUGACCUGUACCAAUAUGACCUUGGAAGUGAUUGACGAAGCUCUAAAGUCGGCGUAUGAUUCAGGUUGUCAAAACAUUCUGGCGCUUCGUGGAGAUCCACCUUUAGACGGGUCUGAAUCUACUGGCUGUUUUAGAUAUGCUAAGGAUUUGAUCAAGCAUAUUAAGGAGAAGUAUGGCCAUCCUGAUGAACCAGAUGUUGACCGAUUGAUUGAAAUAUUGAAAGAAAAGCAGGAUGCUGGUGGUGACUUUAUGAUUACUCAGAUGUUCUACGAUGUAGAGCAGUUUAUCACUUGGUGUAAAAAAGUUAGAGAUUACGGUAUUACUAUACCAAUCAUUCCUGGAAUCAUGCCCAUUUCGACAUAUGCCUCUUUCUCUCGUAGAGCAAAGUGGUGUCAAAUAAAUGUCCCAUCCUGGUUCCAGAAACAGCUAGAUGCCAGCAAGGAUGACGACUCUGAAGUUCGUUGUCUGGGUACGCAGCUAGUAGCUGAUAUGUGUUUGAAGUUAGUUGAGUCUGGCUAUGUUAACCAUUUACACUUUUACACUAUGAAUCUUGAAAAAUCGACAAUUAUGGUUUUAGAAAAGCUUCAACUAAUAGACACACACAAUCAGCCAGUCGCUUCUGUUCGUGACUGUGGUGUUGAAUCCCAGGUUACUGUUCCAUGGAGAAGAUCUCUUAACCCCACAAGAGUUAAUGAAUCUAUAAGACCUAUAUUUUGGAGCAACAGAAAGUUCACCUAUAUUUCUAGAACUUCCAACUGGGACGAGUUUCCCAAUGGUCGAUGGGGUGAUUCCAGAUCGCCGGCAUUUGGCGAGGUUGAUCUCUGUGAUGGUGAUUUGAUCCGCCAUUCUCCUAAACGAGCAGUGGAGCUAUGGGGUAAGCCGCAAUCCAUAGAUGAUGUGAUUGAUCUUUUCGUUCGUUACUUACAAGGUAAUCUCUCUUCACUACCUUGGUCAGAUGGAGAAACCAGCAAGGAGAUCAAUGUUUUAUUAGAUGAUUUGCUGGCCUUGAACCGUCAAGGAAUUUUAACCAUCAAUUCUCAACCCUGCGUUAAUGGACUCCCUUCUAACCAUAACGUACAUGGUUGGGGACCAUCUAAUGGGUUUGUCUAUCAAAAGCAAUACUUAGAGUUCUUCAUUCCGGCAAAAUUCUUGACAAAGCUGAUCAGCAACAUUGAAGAACUUAAUAAGUCAUACUCUUCCAACUUCAAUACUUUGACUUUCUACGCUGUGAAUGCUCAAGGAGAGCUAAUAACUAACAGCAAAGAAGAUGACAUCAACGCUGUUACUUGGGGAAUCUUUCCUGGUAAAGAAGUGGUCCAACCUACUAUUGUAGAACGAUGCUCCUUCCUUGCUUGGAAAGACGAAGCAUUCCGGGUUUUCAAAGCUUGGUCUUCGUUGUUCAAGGACCAGGAUCAGGACGAAUUUGAAGUUCUUAGAGAUUCCAAAACUAGAGCUGUUCUGGAUAAACUUCAUGAUGAAUACUUUUUGGUCAACAUUGUGGAUAACAACUACGUCCAGAAUCCUAAUGUCAAGAUUUUUGAUCUGUUCAAAACGUUGCAUUAA